GCUUCCGGGCUCUCAUCAUGGGGGACUGAGGAGCAGCGCCGGUCGCCCGCGUCCUCCCCGUCCGGCCCUCGCCGCCAGCCCCCGACCCCGUGGCGGCUCCCCUCGGCUCAGUCUCUGCGAAGCGGCGCCAGCCUCCCUGGGGAGCGGCCGGGGCAGGCGCCGGGUUCAUGUUCCGGGUCGCCGAGCCCAACCCGACCCGAGCUCCGGCAGCGAGGAAGAGCUGGCAUUUCAGUAGGACUAUGGAGGAGCUGGUUCAUGAUUUAGUCUCAGCACUGGAAGAAAGUUCAGAGCAAGCCAGAGGAGGUUUUGCUGAUACUGGAGAUCAUUCUCGAAGUGUCUCUUGUCUUCUGAAGCGGCAGGCAAGAAAAAGGAGGGGACGAAAAAGGCGUUCGUUUACCACCCAUCAUCCCUGGGAGACUGGUCACUGUUUAAGUGAAGGUUCAGAUUCCAGUUUAGAAGAAUCAAGCAAAGAUUACAGGGAGAAUCAUACUAACAAGAAAGACCACAGUGACUCUGAUGACCAGUUGUUGAUUGCUAAACGCAGGCCUUCCUCAAACUUAAAUAACAUUAGAGGCAAAAGACCUCUAUGGCAUGAGCCAGAUCUGGCUGUGGACAAUUUAGGAAACAGAACUUUGCGCAGGAGAAGAAAAGUGAAACGGAUGGCAAUUGAUCUGCCAUCAGAAGUUUCUAAUGCACUGACAAUAACUCAACAGCAGGAUAACAGAGAUCAAGAAAUGGACAAUGACAAUAAAUCACACCAACAUCAGGAGUUUUCGAAGAGCAAAGUGAAAAAGAGAAAAGUAGCUGCAGUUCGACAAGGACCGGAAAUCUUGGAUGAAGGAGUAGUAAUAGAAAAUGAAGAAAUGAACCAAGCAAAUAAGGACAAAAUGGAGUAUGAGGAGCAAAAGGGCUCAGAUGAGAACAUGAGUGACAGUGAAUCCAGCAGUCUGAGCAGCAGUGAUGCUGGUUUGUUUACCAAUGAUGAGGGAAGACAAGGUGAUGAUGAGCAGAGUGAUUGGUUUCAUGAAAAUGAAUCUGGUGGAGCAUGUGGAAUAACAGGAAUCAUUCCUUGGUGGGAACAAGAAGACUCUACAGAACUGGACAGAGAAUUGCCCGACCCAGUCUUUGAAAGUAUCUUAACUGGUACUUUCCCCCUCAUGUCCCAUUCAGGGAGGAGAGGUUUCCAGAGCAGGUUUAGUCAUCUUCAUGGAAUGCCAGCAAGAAACACAAAAAAGGCUCCAGGAAACCAAAAUGCAUUGAUAACUCCAGGACCAGGUGGUAGCAGAAAGACAAUUCACCUGUCCCAGGAUUCUCUUCACCAUGACCAUUGGUUUAGCCCUGGGGCUAGGAAGGAACAUAGCCAGCUCUUGCGAGACAACCGGUCGGACAGAGGACACAAGAAGAACAGCUCUGUAAAAACAGCUAGCAGAUGUGACAAAUAGAAUUACAACUGCUCUUUAUUUGAUCUUCUGAAGAAAUAAAGAUGCAAGUGCAAGUAUUCUGUCUGCUCCCUUUUUCCCACCAUGUCAUCUGUUGUUUGGGAAAGAGUCCUAAUUUGCAGCAGAUACAAAACUAUUUGUCAUCUUGCAGGUUUGCCAGAAAUAAAUGAAACCAUUAAUUACUACAUUUUUUGAGCAGCUGUUAAUAGAUUGGGAUAAGAAAACUGUACAUUAGACUACUGGUUAAUUACAAGUACUGUAAUUGUUUAAUGUGGCUUUUGUGGAAUGAAAUUACAAUAUACCAGAGGAGGUAAAUUCAGCCAGUUUUUUGAAAAUUAUACAAGAAAAUGUGCAUACAGAUGCAUUGCAGUAAAACUAAGGAUCGCAUAACUGGUUUACUGCCUGGUUCAUUUUUGCCAUCACAUAAAGAAAUGCUCCUAACAAUAAUAUUUUAAAAGGUAAUGUUUAAACAUUUUAGUUUAAGUGUACAACUAUUAAAGGUAAUAAGUUAAUACAUUAUAACCCCAGAGCUAAUCAAUCAUGCAGGAGAUUCAGAUAAAAUAUUAAAAUCCAAAUGUGUUUACAUCAUUAGAAAUUAACAACUAAGCAGUUUUAUCUCGUCUUUGGAGUGCCAUGAAGCACUAACUCUACACUUAUGAUUGGUGCUUAAUAAUAUUUGCAGUUCCAGAUUAAAUUAUGUGAAUGUUUGAGGACACAUUGCUUUCUUCCCUUUUCAUCACCCUCAGGGACAAUGUUAUUUCAUCAGUUUGCAAUUUUUCCUCUUUGAGAAGAGAUGGUGCCAUUUUGAAAGAGGGCAAUUCCUGAUCUAGUUUUCUAUACAAUGACCUUAUUUUUAAGGUCAUAAGAAGACUUGUGUAUGCGGAAAGAGGGUAGUGCAGUUUGGUUGUUAUUUCUAAGGAUAGCUAGCAUGUUCUGCUUUGGAAAAAAAAAAUAUAUAUUAUUUAAGAUUCCAUAUUAAUUCUUGGAUAGAUUAAAGUAUCCAUUGACAAAAUUAAUUGUAGUCACUAUCUUUAAAGAGUAAUAUCGUUUUUAACUCAACUCCUCCAACUUUCUUUUGAAAAAUACAUUCUUUCAUUGUAUCUGCAAUGUAAAGCUAAAUUUUAACUAAAAAACCACAAACAGAAUUUCAUUAUUGUACUAAAAGCUAAUAUAGUUAACGAUAUUGUACAUAAAUAAGCUACUAAAUAAUGGUGGGGAAAAAAAAAAAAAAACUUUAAAAUUCCAGCAAUACAUGAGUGUACUGUCAAGUUAAUAAUAAGUUAAUUAGUCCUUAUUUUUAAAAAAUAUAUAAAUAAACAGGAUGACAGAGAACCUCCAGAACUGGUGUACUUCUGGAUCUUCCUCAUAUAUGCAGUCUAGAUUGAAUCUUAUCCUGUAUGAAUUGACAGCAAGUUACUCGGUUUCAUAUAACUGAAUUUCAGCAUGAUAUGCUUGUUUCUCGCACCUGUUUUUAGCUGUGCUUUUUUUGUAGUUGCCAGAUUGAAGCUUACUCCAGUUUGUGAUCCAGAACUUGAGCUGGAGUUCCCUUAAUUUUUUUAGUCUGUUGUUAAACAACAUUGCAAUCACAACAGGCCUUUUUGCUUUCUGUUUUUUCAGCACUUGUUUGUCCCAGCAUGAGUUUUUGUGUAGUCAUAAAAUUACGUGUACUGGGGACGUGAUUUGUACUAGGGUGAUCUAAAAAUUCAGAUCCUCUCUGUCUUUACACCAUACAGGGACAUGAAAGCUGUUCUCCUUGAACAUAAGGAUGAAUAGUUACGUAUGGAGGAAAGGUGGGAUUACAUUUUUCUGUUCUUUUAGAAAAUUUGAGUAGCUUGUUUUAUAUUAUGUAGAAUUUUCUUUAUUUUCUUUGAUGUUUCAAAAUUAUGGUCAUUUAUUGUAACAACACAUUUCAGCCUAUGUGGAAAAAUGUUAUUCAAGAACUGUCCUAGCCAAAAGAAAGGACAGUAAUCAGUGUACUGGUUUUAGAUUUGGGACUUUGUGUUGUCAAGGCUUUUUGAAGUGUUAGUAUCAUCAGUUAAUAGAGAAGAGAGGACAUCAGUCAGUGCCUUUUUAGCUGCUGCUUAUCUGCACUUCUUUGAUAUCGGAAAUUCAAAUUUUGCAUUAACUCCUACACGUGCAGAUACCUUGUACUACUUAGUGAGGUUUCAUAACAGCAUAAUGUUCAGUCUCGGCUUUGGUGAAUUUUUUCCCUCUCUCUUUCUUCAUACAUGUGGUUGUAUCUAAUUUUCUUGGAACAUUAUUAUUAUUUGAAUUAUAGCUAUCUUGACCAGAAAAUGAGGUUGUUUCAAGAAUUGUUCAUCAAGCACACUGUUAAAAAUGUGGAAGUGAAAUGUGGAUGUGGCUGUGCUUUCUCAUUUUCUCAUAAUAGAGUAGGGAACCAAUAUCAAAGUUCACCAACCUUAUCAAAGUCCAACCUUAUAAGCAUUUCUCUUGUUCCGUUAUUAAACUAUGUUAGAUAUUUGUGAUAUAUAUUUUUGUGCUGUUGCUUCUUGUUUUCAGCCUGCACAGAAAGAAAAUUUUCGAAGUGGGACUAAUUUUUGCAAUGAUUUUAACCUGUCCCAACAUGAGUAUAAUCUAAAAGUAUCUAAGUGUGAGUAUAACCCAGUACUGAACUUGCAAGGCUUUUCAACAAGUUGCAUUUGUCCUGUACUGACUCUAUUUAGUGAAUGUCAUGCUUAGUAAACAAAUAUGUAUUCACAAAUAUCUGUAAUGAACAGUGUGGCUGACUAAGCUAUCCAGCCCAGUGGAAAUAGCUGCUCAAGGCCAUGGUUAUUGCUCAAGUCAAAAAGAUGCUUUUGAAAUCAUUUCAGACUAGAUGAGGACCCAUAUAUUGUGGGUAUUAAUGAUGUUGUCAAAAGAUGAAAAAGGAACAAAAGAAUGUUUGUUUGUUUUAGAAUUUGUAAAACAACAUUAUCCUAUAGGAGAAUGGUAUUAUUCAUGGAACCUCUUUUCUGUCUAUGUUACAUAAUCACACAAAGAUGAGCAUUACCUAUUUUUAUCAGGUGUUUUGUGAUUAAAAAAUCAUAAUGGGAAAUAUGUAUUUGAAAAUAUUUUGAAAUAUUCUGCUACAAAUACUUAUUUUUAAAAACAUGAAAUCAUGUCAUCUGUGAAAAUAAGCUGUAGUUUUAGCAAUUUAAUUUUUAACAGAAGUAGAUUUUUUAGUUCUGUUCCAUCACUGUUCCUUGGUGACUUGUUUGUACACUAAGAUAUUGGUUUAGAUUUGCCUUUGUGUAAUUCAUAUACUUUUGAUCAAUUCCAACUCAUGCCCAAUUAUAUUACACUAAAUUAACAUAAUUCAACAGAUGUUGAUAUUUAAAUGUUUUCUGGCAUUCACAUCUUGGACAGCUGUCUUAGAGCUUGGGGAAAAGACAAACAUUUAGAGUUAAAUGCUGAACAUAUGCUUAAAUUACUAAUUAGAAACAAGAAAAAACAAUGCAUUAUCCUUUCUGAGGGCAGUAGGCCUCUAAUACAGAAAAAAAUUUAGAGACUCUUGAUUUGCAAAUGUAGUAUGAGUGACUUGAGUUUAGAUGUCUCUGUAGCAGCACAAAAUUUUAUUUUUCAUAGUAUUUGUUUUACCUGUAUAGACUUUCAGACCUUGCACUAUUUCUAUUUUUGAAUGACCCUUAGAAAUGCUGAACAGGUAACACAGAGGAAGGUAUUAGGAUACAGUAUUUGGAUGAGAUAAGCUGACGUGGGUAGGAGGAAAACUGUAUUUUUCUUAUUAAUGAUAGUAUUUUCAUAGGACUUUCAAUAAAACAGGUAUGUCAUCCUUAUGUUGAAAAUUAUGUUGUGAACAGAUUGGCUUCGUAUGAAAGGAGUUAGACAUGCACUGUUUUAUCACAGCUGUUUAAAAUUUUGUGAAAGGACAAAGUGCAUAGCUUUUGUGGUUAAUACAAUAUUUUUUCACACUUGUGGAAGCAGAUGCUGCAGUCUGUUGUAUGGAUGAUGUCAUUCUUUAAACAAGUUUAAAGAAAAGCUUCAAUGUUUGCAAAGGAAGUAGAGGAAUCAAAUGUGGAACUGAUUUCAUGUGAAUGGUGUCUGAGAAAAAUGAUACCAAGAAGAAAUCUAUAUUCAUUUUCAAAACCAUUAAAAAACAUGUUUAUGCUACAUAUGAAUUAUAUUUCCUUAUUAUUUUGUCAGUUCUUUAGCACUGAAUGAAGAGUUACUGUAAAAACUUUUAGCAUAUUUUGUAGACAACGUUAAUUAGCAGCAGUCUUCAUUUAGCACUCAUAGCUAAGAAGGAAAUCCAUUUAAUACUGUCAACGCUGUAUUGUUCAGAAGGUAUGGAGGGGAGCAGUAUUCUUUCUACAAUCUCCAGAAUGUUAACUUGAGGGAACAUGUAUAAAUUUGUGAAUGAUUUCACCUAUUAAAAAGAAAAUCAGGCAUACUAGAGAUUUUUAAGUUUUUAAUUUCCAGGAGUCAGUCUCGUAGCGCUAAAUAUUGUCAGUUUCUAUAAAGUCCAUGAAAUCCUUUUAAUUUACUGAGUAUGAUAGGAAUAGUGAUAGACCCUCAUGUCUACUCUGAGUAUAUGAUCGCAGCAUCGCGUUAUUGAAGGGUUUUGGUUUUUUUCUGCAUGGAAAAUUUAAGUGAAGAAUUGCUCACCAACAGUGCAGCUAUCACAGUAGCUUUGGUAGACAGUGGGAGCUGCUCUAAUGCUUAAUACAAUGCUCAGACUGUCACUAGGCACACACACACGAUGUUUCUGUGAAAAAAUAACAAAAUAGGUUGUAGACAUUGAUUUGACUUGAAGUAAGGUAAAUUUGCACUGAGUGACAUUUAUCUCAACUUCUCUUUCCAAGGUGUUACUGGAUUGUUUUUGCAAGAUUACUGUAUUACAUUAUACUGAGAUCUGGGGUCUUGAUCUUCAUUGUUAAAUCCAUUAUUCUGUUCAUUCUUAUUUGGUGUCAUGCAGUCCACACACCAAGAUGACCUCAGAGUAGUGUCUUGCUCAUCUGCUUGAGCUGCACAUGUGUUGUGCAUAUUUAGAGAGUGAGAGAGUGUAGAAACCUUCUUGAGAAUGGGCAGAAAGCCAUCCAUGUGUGUAAUUGUUUAUAGAUGUUACCACAGGUUUACAGUUCUCUGGCCAUUUGCAUGGAAACCAGAGGCUGUGCCCACAUUUGGACACUCAGUCAAAAGAAACUGUAGAAGUUCGUGUUCAUCAUAAUGUAAUUGGAAGUUUAGUAAGACGUACAUUGUAGUUUUUCAUUCUAUUUAAAGUGAUCAUAAACUGUUCUGUGGACUCAGAUGGUCUUGAAGCCAUUGCUAGUCACUUGUGGAGAGUUAGAGGGGUACAGUAGGAGUUAAAAAUGCAUACAGGCUUUCUAUUUAAGCAGUGCUAAUGAAUGUGCUUCCGUUGGCUACUGCAUACAACACUGCAUUUUGUGCCAUGUAAUAAAUAAGAAUCUUAAGUGCAGGUCCAGUAUGUGUAUGAAUUUGAGAACUUUUUCUGCAGUAUUGUCAUCAUCACUCAGAUUAUGCUUUGAUUUUAUGAAGUUGAGUUACACAAUGCACUUCAUUUUAUUGACUUUCUUCUGUUAUGCAAUUUUGAAUUCUAUUGCUUUUUUUAAUCUUUAUGAUAAUGUGAAUGUUAUUUCACAAACCAUCUACUUAAUUUCAGCUUGUAAGGAAUUGUCAAAGCAUUUGAAGCGUAAUGUGAAUCAUGGUCCUCACUACAUUCUGUCUUCAAUUAUAUCUAUAUUCAUAUCUAUUGCUUAUCUAUAUUUUAAGACUGAGAAAUGGCAAUUACAUUUCCACUUGAAAAUAAUUCUUUCAAGUCUUUUCUAGACUGCAAACCCGUCAACUCUUGCUUUAUUUUAAUCUCUUCUUAAAGAAUUUUGCUUAUAAACUUUUGUCAAGCUUCUACAGUAGCUAAGGCAUUCUGAUGAUAAAAUUGAAGAGUUCUACAGCCAUCUGCAGGAAUUCAUUGAUACUGUGGCAGAAUGAUGUGGCACUGUUUACAGUGGAUUUGUUCCUCAGGUGAGAGAGAGACAUUGGUUAGAAUGUAAUGGAUAUACGAGUAUUGAUCAUUACAGGUUCACCUAAUUACAGUACAGAAAUCAGGCUUCUUCAAAACAUUAUUCUGUUGUAAUAGCCUCCAGCAUAGGAUUUUCCAAAUCAAGAAUAUAGAUGUUAAAAAUAUGUUAUUAAAUAAGAAAUGCACACUCUCCCACAUCUGACUUUGUUGGUCAUCAGUACUUUUAUGCAUUUUUAACAUGG
This is a messenger RNA of Tympanuchus pallidicinctus (lesser prairie-chicken), 7676 nucleotides long. RefSeq names its product G-patch domain containing 2 (gene GPATCH2). The record is from RefSeq and is a predicted model, not a curated record. Gene Ontology annotation, molecular function: nucleic acid binding. Lineage: Eukaryota; Metazoa; Chordata; Aves; Galliformes; Phasianidae. The transcript is spliced from 9 exons. The coding region runs from base 168 to 1442 and encodes 424 amino acids.